AUGGCGACGCCAGCCUCAGAGAAGCCAACCAGGCAUAAGCGCAGGAGCAGCGCCAUGAGACCUAAAGCUAAGCGCCAGCGGGCGGAAGGAAACACGGAGCCGGCAGCUGAAACCGAAGUUGAGAACGCAUUCAAAGACGACACUGAUCUUUGCGACCAGCUCAUGUCCCGCUACUCGACCUCCACGGCUCCACACCACCGGCACUUACUAGCUACAGCUGCCGCGUUUCGGUCCAUCCUUUCCGCGGAGUCCCGGGCCCUCACUCCCACGGCUUACUUUCUGGCGGGAAUGGAGAAUCUGUCGGAUUCCGAGGCUCUCGAUUCCACUGCCGUUGCCGCGCUCUCGACCUUGGUUUCGAUAGCGACGCCUUUGAUUCCGGAGAAAGGGAUGGCGAAUGACAGGGCGACGGAGUCUGUUGCAGUGCUGGUGGGAGCAGUUUUGGGGAGGGAGGAGGCAUUGGGCGUGUCGACUUUGAGUGGUGUGGUGAAGUGUUUGGGUGUUCUGACUGCCAAGUUUUGCGAUUUGGAAGAUUGGAACUCGGUCAAGCAAGGGGUUGAGACUUUGCUAAAGUUAUCAGUUGAUAAGCGUCCUAAGUUGCGACGGGCAGCUCAAGACUGUCUCGUUGAGGUUCUGAAAUCGUUCAGUUCUUCUGAUACUAUCAAGGAGGCAAGCAAGUUGGUGCUUUCUUUGCUCAAAAGUUACACUCCCCUGGCAGUUUCCUUAAAUGAGUCGGAAACUGUGGAUGCGUCUAAUGCUGAAGCUUCUUUGAAUUCUAAACAUCUGGAGCUUCUUCAUGUGCUAAAUCUGCUGAAGGCUACUAUUCCACAUCUCUCCGACAAGAUCGGUUGUAAAAUUUUGGCAGAACUGGUCAAACUUAUGGCAUCCCGUUUUUUGCCGCAUACAAGAAAUGUUUUCCAAAUUGCUGAAGUAUUUCUCACAACAUCAACGAAUGAAGUUAUUGGUCCCCAUGUUGAAGACAUUGCAAACUCUCUUGCUUCUUAUGUAUUGUCGGAGGAGAAGAAUCCUGUGGACACAGUAUUUUCUGCCGCUAGGUUGUUGAAAGUUGUUUUGGAUAAGCUUCAGGCCAGAGGAUCGUGCUCGUGGAUGAAAACCUUUCCUACAAUUUUGGGUCGCUUGACAGGUCUUCUAUCUUUGGAGGGUGACAUAGCAUCACAAGCUACUGAUAUCAUAAAGGAGUUGAUAAAUGAGUGUAUCGAUGUUAAAGUUCUCCUGGCCAACAAGGGAAAAUCAUUUGAUGAAGUAAGGGAAGGGAGCCAGGAGGUUGACAUGAUAAAAGCAACAUGUCAUGUCUUUGAAUUGGCCCUAAGUUCAUGUACAGGGGUGCCAAAUGAGCAGAUUUUGUCAGUAAUAUCAGUUUUGUUCCAAAGGCUCGGGGAGUUCUCUGUUAUCUUCAUGGAGGGCUUUGUGGUUAAACUUGCCUACUUUAUGAACCAUGCUAAUCCAGAUUCUCCAGAGACAACUUAUCUGCAGAGUUGUAUUGGUUCUGCUGUUGUUGCCCUGGGUCCGGAGAAGAUACUUGGACUUAUACCUAUCUGCUUCGAUGCUAACAGUUUAACCUGUUCAAACACCUGGUUGGUACCCAUUCUAAAAGAUCAUGUUGUUGGUGCAUCACUAGAAUUUUAUGUGGAGCAUAUAGUGCCUCUUGCAAAGACGCUACAGCGAGCCAGUCGUAAAGUGAAAAAAUCAGUACUCCGUGAAGAACUACAAGCUCUUUCACAGAGACUCUUGGCACUAGUUUCUGCCUUCUGUCGCUAUCCUGUUGACACUCAUAAGAAGUUUGAAUCUUUGACAUCAAUUUUAAUUGUUUUCCUCCAAAAGGACCCAUCCAUGCACAAAAGUAUAGCUGUUGCCUUGAAAGCUCUUGUGAGUCAAAAUAGAAGCGCACUCGGCUCAGGAUGCAAUGUGGCGGAAAUGACUAGCAAUGGGAAUAAAGAUUUGGUUUCAGAUUCCAGAAAUAUGGCCUCUUACUCAAUUAAGGUGGCAAACAGAAAUAUCAAGGCGUUGGCAUCACAUUCCCGUGAUCUGCUUCAGACUCUUAUUGAUGUGUACAUUGAUUCACCUCCACAGAAGCGACUGCAUUUAAAGGAGGCCAUCGGAUGCUUAGCUUCUAUUGCCAAAUCAUCCGUUACCAAAAAGAUAUUUUUGUUGCUGCUUAAGAAGCUUAAGCUUGUCAAUACUGCUGGUGAGUUUGAGGAGCCUGCAAGUGAUACUGAUGAAUUGGUCAAUGAAGAGGAAAACACCCAAACUGACACAGAGAAGACAGAAAGGAGCGUAAUAAUGGACCUUGCAUCUUGCUUUGUUGAGGGAGCCAGCGAGGAGCUUAUACAGUUGACUUAUAAGUUCAUCACUUACUUAUUGCAGGAAACCAACAUGUCUGGUCACUGUGAAGCCUAUUGCACCUUGAGUAAAAUCUUAGAGCAUCACGGAUGGUUUUGUUCUUCACAAUCUGUGGAGCUGAUUGACUUAUUGGUUAAUUUGAAGCCACCUGUGGAUAUUAAAUCACUCAAGUAUCGAUUUAAUUGCUUUCACAUCCUCGUGGUUCACACUUUAGAGAAACUGGAACAAGAGGAGGAUAAUCCGAGGACAUUUCUUAUUCUAAAUGAAAUCAUUCUGACUUUGAAGGAUGGGAAAGAUGAAGCAAGGAAAGUUGCUUCGGAUGCACUCAUUGCAAUAAGUUCUCGGUUGAGGAAGUCAUCUCAAGUCAUUUCUGAUGAACUGUACCACAAACUGAUCAGCAUGAUACUUGGUUACCUGUCUGGCUCAUCUGCUCACAUAAAGAGUGGAGCUGUCUCUGCAUUGUCAGUUCUAGUGUACAACGAUGCAGAUAUUUGUUUAAACAUGACUGAUCUUGUGCCUUCCGUAUUGUCUUUGCUGCAAAAUAAAGAUCUUGAAGUGGCAAAAGCUGCCUUAGGGUUUAUGAAAGUAGUGGUGUCUUGCUUGGAGGCCAAGGAUCUGCAGGGCCUUGUAUCUGACAUUCUGAAUGAAGUUCUUCCUUGGUCAUCUGUUUCAAGAAAUCAUUUGAGAUCAAAGGUGACAAUCAUUCUGGAGAUAUUGUUGCGGAAGUGUAGUUCUGGUGUUGUUCAGUCAGUUACGCCAGAUAAAUAUAAGAGUUUCGUGAAGACUGUUUUGCAGAGUCGGCAUCAGAAGUCUGAUUCCCAGGGUUCCGGGGUGAAGGAUGACGAUACUAGGAUCGAAGGCUCGUCUUCCAAGAGGUCUGAGAACGAGGCGGGAUUACAUGACAAAGGACCGAGACAGGGUUCAUCGGCGCACAAGGACAGAAAGAGGAAGUGGGAAAAUAAGAACGAAAACCAGAGGGCCGGGGAUGGUGGUGGAAGCAACAGAGAUAAGAGGCAGAGGCAGCAGCCGAAACAUGCCUUUGGUGGAGGCAAGAGAGGAGGUCCGGGGCCUCGACAACAACAACGUACGGGAAGAAAUAGCAGUGUUGGUGGUGUGAUGGGGAAGAGAGGUUUUAAGCGAAAAGCGAACUAA
Messenger RNA from Linum trigynum, 3510 nucleotides. The record is from the annotation of a GenBank genome assembly. Lineage: Eukaryota; Viridiplantae; Streptophyta; Magnoliopsida; Malpighiales; Linaceae.